Molecule: messenger RNA, 1614 nt
Organism: Lithohypha guttulata
Lineage: Eukaryota; Fungi; Ascomycota; Eurotiomycetes; Chaetothyriales; Trichomeriaceae
Exons: 2
Coding region: 1-1614 (537 amino acids)
Source: RefSeq, a predicted model, not a curated record
AUGCCUCCAAGAGGUCGCCUUGCUGAGCCUGCCAUACGUUACGAAUAUUGUACCGAUGACGAUGAAAGCUACUACGAAGAGUUGCCGACCGCUUCGAGGCCGGUAAAGAGAAGCUCAAGCAGGUUAAGGGUCGAGUUUGACGAUUCCCACCGACAGCCCUCGCCUGUCCGACGAGUGAAACGCCAAUCAGUUCACCACCACCACUCUUAUGCUGCUCCGUUGUCGGCAACCGAUCCAGCCGACAACAUCAUAAUAGAGAAUCACCUCAAUCUGCCGCCUCAGCCACGACCACGAGCUUCUAGCACCGGAGCAGCCCCACAUCCCAACUUGAUCUACGUCCAAGGACCACCACGAGAACCGAGUCGCGAAAGAGUCAAGCACUACCAUCAUCACAAGCACUAUGACUCGGAAGAGUCAAGCGACGAUGGCGGUAGCUACAAGUCGUCUCACCGAAGACGAAGACGAUCCAGUCAUCGCGAUGAGGGCCAGCUGCCUGCAGAAGUCCUGAGGAAGCUGGCAAAGCUUGAGCUGAUCGAACAGCAGAACGAGAGUCUUUCGCCUGCAACGGCCGAGAAACUCGCGCGUUUGAAAAUGCUGGAAGAGCAGCGGAAGAGGGAGGAAUAUUCGCCCGCAACUGCUGAGAAGCUAGCGAGGCUCAAGGCACUAGAGGAAAAGAAGAAUAGAGACGAAGAGGAGGCUGCGCUACGUGCUCGCAUUGAAGAUCGAGAGAGGAAAGAAAAGCUUCGAGAGGAACAACUUCUCCUCAGGUAUCAAGAGAGGCAGCGACAGGAAGAAGAUGAUCAAAGAAGAAUUCUUGCUGAAGCUGAAGCCAAACGUACGAGGAAAGAGGUUGAGGCCAAGGCCGAAGCUGACAGGCUGUUAGCUCGUCAGAAGGAGAAGGAAGCUAAGGAAAAGGCGGAGAGAUUGAGGAUCAUAGCUGAAGAGAAAGCCAGGAGCGACAAGGAGAGAAAAGAAGCAGAGGAAGAGCGCAAACGUAUACUUUUGGAAGAGGAGCUGCGACGAAAGAAAGAGAAGGAAGAAGCAGAAGUGUUACGGAAACGUAUCCUAGCUGAAGAAGUUGAGAGAAAGAAGAAGGAGAAGGAGAAAGCUGAAAAGGAAGAAGAAGAGUUUCAACAGAAGGUGAAGGAAAAGUUCAUGAGAGCUGGUUACUCGCCAGAUUAUAUCGAGGACAUUCUCGACGAGAAGAAAAAGUCAAGUUCUUUGGCUCGAGUGGGCUCGAAGAGCCGCAGGCGCGAGAAUCAACUUGCUCUCGAGGUUUCGCGCCCAACAUAUAUUCGAGUCCAGGUCCGUCAUCUAAGCGAAGACACUCUGGACUACUAUGGCCUACCAUGGGAGUACGACGAGAAUGAUCGUCGAUAUAUUUUGAUUAAGGAAUACAUUGGUCACGAUUUCCAGCAGGAGCUUUUCGAGCAUACGAGGAAACUCAGGGUCAAGAAGCAGAAGUUACUCAUUACCGAUGGGUACGUGAAAGAUACUGUCACCACUUUGAAGCCCAAGGACGUGUACAAGGAUAGCAGAUCUGACGAGAUGUUCGUCGUACGGCGGAAAAGUGUGAGCAAGAGUCCUUCGAGGAGGAGCUGGAUGUUUACAUAA